Molecule: messenger RNA, 4485 nt
Organism: Rhipicephalus microplus (southern cattle tick)
Lineage: Eukaryota; Metazoa; Arthropoda; Arachnida; Ixodida; Ixodidae
Product: solute carrier family 2, facilitated glucose transporter member 1-like
Biological process (GO): monosaccharide transmembrane transport
Cellular component (GO): membrane
Molecular function (GO): hexose transmembrane transporter activity
Source: RefSeq, a predicted model, not a curated record
UGUGCGUUGCGGCCCGGCGCUUAUCCGUCAGGGGCGCUUAAGCGCAGGGCUCGAAGCUCGUUCGCUCGCUCUCGAGGUUUACGUGCGAGCCGCCAGCCAUGGAGACCGACCAGCUGAGGCUAAGCGAGAUGGCGUACCUUCAUGUCCCGGACAAGGAGCGCUCCAAGAGCCCGUCACCGUGCGACUCGCUCGCCUCGUCCGCCACCGACAUCUCCACACUUCCCAUCCACGACAGGACUCCGCACCACGACGAACACGGCCUCACGCGGCAUCUGGCGUUCGCUAUAGCAGCGGCGGCGCUGGGAUCGGCCUUCCAGCAUGGAUACAACACGGGCGUGGUCAACGCGCCGCAGAAACUGGUGGAGGAGUUCAUCGAAGACACGUACAAGCACCGCUUCGAAGAGGAGCCCGGCGAGGGUACAGUCAAGUUCAUCUUCAGCAUCUUCGUGGCCAUCUUCUGCGUUGGUGGCAUGAUGGGGGGCCUGCUGACGGCCUUCGUGGCUGAGCGCUUCGGCCGCAAAGGAGGCCUGCUUCUCAACAACAUCAGCGUCUUCCUCGCCGCCAUCCUGAUGGGAGCUUCCAAGUCGGCCCGCUCAUACGAGAUGCUGAUCCUGGGCCGGUUCUUCGUGGGUCUCAGCUCGGGCCUGAACGCGGGUCUGGCACCCAUGUACCUGACAGAGAUCUCGCCACUGCACUUGCGCGGCGCUGUGGGCACCAUCUAUCAGUUGGUGGUGACCAUCUCCAUCCUGGCCAGUCAGAUCCUGGGUCUACCCUCGGCACUGGGCACGGCAGACCGGUGGCCCGCUCUCUUCGCAAUGACCGUUGUUCCCAGCCUGUUCAUGCUGGCCACGCUGCCCCUCUGCCCGGAGUCGCCCAAGUACAUCCUCAUCAACCAGGGCCGAGACGUGGCCGCCCAACAGGCGCUCACCUGGCUUCGAGGCACGAUCGAGGUACACGACGAGAUGGACGAGAUGCGGGCCGAGUUUGAAGCCAUCAAGAUGGUCUCGAGGGUCACCCUGUACGAGAUGAUGCAUAACAUCACGCUACGCAUCCCUCUUCUGAUCUCGAUCAUGGUCAUGCUGUCACAGCAGCUGUCUGGCAUCAAUGCGGCUAUUUUCUUCUCGACGGACAUCUUCCGAUCGGCCGGCCUCACCGACGAAGUGGCCAUGCAGGCCACACUAGGCAUGGGCGCCGUCAACGUGUUCAUGACCCUCGUCUCGCUGGUGCUGGUCGAGCGAGCGGGCCGCCGCACCCUGCACCUCGUCGGCCUCGGCGGCAUGGCAGUCAUCACGGUCAUUCUCACCAUCUGCCUGGCCUUGAGCGACAGCGUUCCAGGGCUGUCGUACGUGAGCAUCGUGGCCGUCAUCGGCUUCGUGGUCAUGUUCGCCACGGGUCCGGGCUCCAUUCCCUGGUUCCUUGUCGGCGAGCUCUUCGGACAGGGCGCGCGACCGCUUGCAACCAGCAUCGCCGUCGCCGUAAACUGGAGCGCCAACUUCCUCGUGGGCCUCGCGUUUCUGCCUUUAACGGGCGUGCUCGAGCACUACACGUUCCUCAUAUUCACGGCAUUGCUGGCGUUCUUCUGGGUGUUCACCUACUACAUGGUUCCCGAGACAAAGAACAAGAGCGUGGAAGAGAUCGCCGCGCUGUUCCGCCAGCGGGCCUACCACUGAGCGGCGGAUGGCUGGCCCUCCCCUUUGCGCAAUAGCGGCCCACACACAACCGAAGAUGCGCGGCCUGACGAAGCACAAUAAGCGGAGCGCCGCAGUCGGGCACCCGCUGACUGCGGCCCUUCCCACCAGUAGGGCACGCAGCGGCACCACCACCGAGCUCAGCCCCCAGACAGGUCGUCAUCGCCCGCUGGCAGAAUACAAGGGCGCCCCACUACGCAGUGCUUCUGGAACUAUCAGCGAAGUAGUUUUACAUCUCUAUAGCGGUCCUACCCGUCAGCUAUUCAGAUCCCUGGCUCGACGAGCGAAUCCCUGUCGAGAUCGCGUGUUGUUUUAUCUCGUUGGCUCCUGUGUGUGUGUCUCUGUCUGUUGGUUUUCGGAAGAUAGCGUGGCAGCUUUCCACAGUCGCUGGAAGUCUGUGGAACGUUUCGCUAAAUAUAUGGUGCGUAAUAGGUCGUGUGGCAUGUCGGCCGGAGUUAGCUUUUUAUUUACCAGCCCACUGCUAUCCGACCUGAUCGUUUCACCUCUUCCACGUCCGCUCUUGAGCUUCCUAUGAGCGAUCAAAGGCGUGCUACCACAACCAGAGGCAACUCGAGGCGGACGUGCUGGCCCACGAGGCUCGGUGAUGAAUAUUGUGGACGAGUGAUGAUACAUAGGCGAUUUUUCCAUCGAUGUUGAUCUGAUAACAGAGUGGUCCGAUGACGCGCACUUGUGAUAAUACUUGGACGACCUGCGACCGUUGCUACUUACUGUAUGCAGCUGCGAGAGAGAUAACCGCCUCUAUCGGCCGCCGUCGUGGUGUCGGUCGCUGCACCUGUCUGCGGUCUUCCUCCUGUACAAAAGGUUGCACAAUAGAGCGGUACAGUAAUAGAAACCCCUUCCCACGUUGACUGUAGGUUGUCGUGUCAUCUCAGGGCUCCCUGCCCUCCCUUGCUGUGUGCAGUCCAGGUUGACCCCGGGGUAGGUGUGUGUGCCAAUCAUAUCUAGCACGAGUGGCUGCAGUGAAAGCAAUGGCCCAGCACACCCGAGCAUAUAAGCAUCACCCACGGGUGCUGCAACGUGUUGUUCUGUCAAGCAGGACACUCGAGCAGCAAGUUGCGUCCGACGGGAGUAAUGUUGGGUCGAGACCACCGACGCAUCUUAUCACACAUUUAAAAACAUAAUCCAUCACACGUAUUUUUAACCUUCAUGUUUUUUUCAUCGAAAUUCACACCUAAAUGUGUAUCUGUUGUUUCAGAUGGCAGCUUGUUUUGCGAUCUUGAGGACUCAAAGAUAAGCAUGGCUUAAAGUUUUAGGACCCGUGUCUGCUUCUGUGACGUGUAGCGAAUGUGACCACCGAUUCGAUGGCGUCGUUUGUGCCAUGGAGUUUCAUGCGUGCGUCGGAAUAAGAGGACGCCUUUCAUUACUGUAGAUGUCCUUGGCAUUGUUGUUUAAGCGGGAAGCAAAUGAUCGGCAGCUCGCGAUUUUAAUUGUGUCGCUGCAGAAAACGGGCGCCCAACAUAAUUGUGGAAUUUCGCCUUGAGCUUCCUCUCGACCAAACUUUGCCAUCUCGAAAUUAUUCGAGGUCAGUGCUGAUUUAAGGUUCGAAUGUUGUUACUCGCCACCUUUUAUGUCGUGCUGAAUAAAUAACUUAUGAUAAAUGUAUAUAAACGUAGCUGCUUGGUACAGCCAAGUUAUUUGGCAGCACGGUUACAACGUUUUCCGACACAAACUUUUUACCAAUCAUCUGGUUGCUACUGGCCAAGCCCAAAUUUUUCCCACAUUGAGCACAUGUCGUAUAACUAGGAUGCACCUCAUUAUUUGUCACCACUGUUGCUGCCUACAGAUAUUUUAAUGUCAAACAGCCUGGCAGACAUCGGCCAACUGCAAUUUUCGUCGAGAUUUUCCACACUCGCUAGUGUAUAAUGAUUUUAUUUAUUGUGAAGGCACACGGAUGCGAUGUUGGCCUGUGGAUUGCUCGCUGUCUCCAUGCCGUUUAUUUUAACACCGGCGCUGCUCUUGAGCUGAGCUGGACGGACACGCGAGCGUCCACGUCGCAUGUCAUGCUCCGGUUCCCAGAUACGCCCACAGAUGGCGUAACUGUCUCGGUCGCUGAUGAAGAGGGACCUACACAUUGAAACUGGUAACUACGGCUCGAGUACGAAUAAUGCCUUAAGUCAAUGAAACAGGAGUGGGUGUGGCAGGGGCUCCAGUUCGUCUUUGCUCUAUGAAUAACGUAAUCACAUACACCUACACAGUCACAAAACAUCACUAAGUCACUACAAGGGAAGCACAGGGGAAUCGCAGCUUCGCUGAUUAUGCGAACUUCCAAACUGAGCUUAACUGGGGUAAGCUUUUCUUUUUUCUUUGCAUCAGGCUUGCGCGUUUCAGUUUGCACCCGCAUACUUCACUAAUGGCGCACUUAUGUCAUGCACGUACAGUCCACUUGAUGGUCGAUCGUCUACUGUGUGACGCCGUCUUGUGUAGCGUUUGCACGCAACUCCAUGGUGCACGUGCCUCGAGUCGGUGGCCCCGGGGUCACCCUACACCCGCCGUCAGUCGAACUUGACGCCGGGCGACUGCAGUUCCCGCUGGACGGUGCAGUUAGCCCGCCGGUUUAUCGAACGGCAGCUAGAUAUUUUGUCUCUUCUAGGCGGCGCGCUACCCUGUAUAUAGAGGAUGGCAUUUAUUUUUGUGCAUAUAGGGCGGCUUACAAUACGAGGAGAGCUUUGCAUCAGAGGUGUCCCUCCGCGGAGGCUGCAGUGCGUGUUCUACAGGAGCGACCACCAUAGUUGUACAUACUUUGCGGUAAUAAACAGAUUGUGCACUGUCUCGAAAA